AUGGGCUUUAUUCUUCACCCUGGAGCUUACUUACGAAAUGGCUGGAACAUUUUAGAUUUUAUUGUUCUCAUUGUUGGGUAUGUAUAUUUAGAUCUAUUGACACUAGUUUAGUCUAGGCUUCCUUCUGUAGUAACAGUUUACACAUCUUAAUUGGUUUCCUCAAUUUUUCAGAAUUAUUGGUGCAGUUCCUGAAAUGAGUCAAGAAACGAAAGAUAAUUCAGAAGGAAUUAAAGCCUUGAGAGCCAUUAGAGUUCUAAGACCAUUAAAACUGGUGUCUGGCAUUCCCAGUAAGUUGGUCUAGCGGCAGUUUGUCUAGCAUGCUCAUGAGCAUGCUCAUGAGCAUACUGGAUUUGGGUAUAUAUGCUCAUAAUAAUAAUAAUAAUAAUAAUAAUAAAUUUAGGAGCAUCCUACAGAAUCUCGAUGCUCUUACAAGGAUCAAAAUCUUAUAGUUUAUACUAUAUUACAUGUAUGUGUCGUAUUUAGUCAGAAUGACGUAUAUAUAUAUAUAUAUAUAUAUAUAUAUAUAUAUAUAUAUAUAUAUAUAUAUAUAUAUAUAUAUAUAUAUAUAUAUAUAUAUAUAUAUAUAUAUAUAUAUAUAUAUAUAUAUAUAUAUAUAUAUAUAUAUAUAUAUACAAAUCUUGUAUGCUCAUGAGCAUACUCGUAUAUAUACCAAAAUCCAGGCUGCUGAUCCAUAUUCUUAUUUUUUGCAGGUUUACAAGUAGUGAUGAAAUCAAUAGUUCGCGCUAUGAAACCUUUAAUGCAGAUUUUAUUUUUGAUAACAUUUAUAAUUGUAAUAUACGCAAUAAUUGGUCUCGAACUGCUUGUUGGUCGUUUUCACUGGACCUGCCAAAAUAGUGAAACGGGUAAGAUUAUUGAAACAUCCUAGAACUCGUGGAAUUUCAAUAUUUCGUGGAAAUCAGCCAAUGUAAUAUUUUCCAGGUAAGAUCAAUGAUACUCUGCUGUUAAAUCGUCCGUGUGGCGACGAGGGAGGUCGAACGUGUGGGCCUGGGGAGAGAUGUGAAUACAUCAACUCUAGGGCCGAGUGGCCUGGACCCCACUAUGGGAUUACAUCGUAUGAUCAUAUCUUCCUGGCCAUGUUGACCGUGUUUCAAUGUGUCACUAUGGAGGGUUGGACGGACAUUAUGUACAUUGUAAGUAAACAAUACAAUACAAUACAAUAUUUAUUACACUCAAAAAAAUACAUACUCAAUAAUAUCUAAAAUUACAAUUACAAAUGAUCAUAUGGGGCUAUUCUAGUCAGAUGACUUAUAACAAUGAUUUUGAAAGAAAUCAUGUUUCAGCAGACAGAAAUUAUAAUAUCGAGCACAAAAUGAAAAACAAAGAUACGACACACAGAGUAAAAAAACGCACAAAGAAAACCGAAAAUAAUAGUAUAGAUUAAUGAGAUCUUGGAGACAGCUACUUGAUCAAAACUAUUCGUACUGAACUAUUAACUGAUUUUUGAAUUGCUUUUUAAAACUUUUCAAAUCCAACUCUUUAAAAAUUUUAAACGAAAGGACUUGUGAUUUGACUUUCACCACGGUUUAUGUGCGCAGGGUGUCCAAGGGCCUUGAAAAUCCUGGAAAGUCCUUGAAUUGGAAAAAAAUAAUUCCAGGAAACUUUUCAACUUGCCCGGUGCGGACACACUCAGAGACAACAUCACGAACAUGUUACAUGUAUCUUCUCCUGAGUGCAUAUCAAACCAGAAACACACAAAUGAUGUUUCCUGUCGUUUGUGUUGUUGUAGAGUUUUGACGCUCGUGAAUACGAAUAUGGCGUCGUGACAUCAAUGUUGUACAUUUCAUUGCUGAUUAUUGGAUCGUUCUUCAUGUUGAAUCUAAUUCUUGGGGUUCUCAGUGGGUGA
Paramuricea clavata is the source of this 1864-nucleotide messenger RNA. Lineage: Eukaryota; Metazoa; Cnidaria; Anthozoa; Malacalcyonacea; Plexauridae. The record is from the annotation of a GenBank genome assembly.